Molecule: messenger RNA, 580 nt
Organism: Bradysia coprophila
Lineage: Eukaryota; Metazoa; Arthropoda; Insecta; Diptera; Sciaridae
Product: zinc finger protein 593 homolog
Molecular function (GO): zinc ion binding; nucleic acid binding
Source: RefSeq, a predicted model, not a curated record
ACAAUGUCAACGAAAUUAUAACCAAAACAAAAGCACGCGUGUGAGAAAAGCACCGAAAAUAUUUUGUUCCGAAUUAUUCCAAAAUAAAUAACUGAAAGAUGGGAAAGCCACAAAGACGUAAGAAGAUGCACUUCGGUGAUACACAUCUACAAAGACGAUGGAGAACACGGAGCCGUAAGCGCGAUUUAGAUUUGAUCGACGAAGAUUUAAAAACGAAAAGUGAAGAGUUGAUUAACCAGAAUGUCGACUUGGAUAAACCCGGAUUCGCACAGUUCUAUUGCAUUCACUGUGCCAAGUAUUUCGUCGAUGAUCAUUCGAUUCAAGCGCAUUACCGGACGAAAGUCCAUAAGCGUCGUAUGAAAGCGUUAGAGCUGGAACCGUACACAAUUGAGGAAUCGGAACGUGCUGCUGGCCAUGGCACAUAUGCGAAGCCAAUAAAACGUAAAAUCGAAACUCAGCCGAGCAAGGAAGAAUUUGCCAGCGGUAAAAGGAUGAAAUUAGAAGUAGUGCCCGAGAAAGAUGAAGCGAAAAUGGAAAAUUAAUUGGAAGAAAUUAAAUGCUUGAUUUUUGUAAAAAAAAA